CCUAUAUAUGUUUCUUUUUUAUUUUCAUUUUAUAAAAAUUACCGUUGAUUAUAUUCACAAAUUUAGAAAAGAGAGAGAGAGAUGAGAUUUCGCGCGGCAUUUAGGGUUUGCGAGAGCAGGAACAGAGCGCCAUUGCUGCUUCAACCUCAAGCUUCGCGCUCCUUCUCUCAGCUUCCAUUAAACCCCCAACGGCCUUCUUUUGGAAUUGCGUUUGACAUAGAUGGCGUGGUUCUUCGCGGUCGUGCUCCCAUUGGAGGCUCUCCUCAAGCUUUGAGAAGAUUGUAUGGAGAUUCUGGUGCUUUGAAGCUUCCCUUUCUGUUCUUGACAAAUGGAGGUGGCGUCCCUGAAUCUAGACGUGCCACUGAGUUAAGUGAACUUUUGGGAGUGCACAUUUUACCUUCUCAGGUUGUACAGGGUCACUCACCUUUCAAAACUUUGUUGAAAAGAUUUGAGAAUGAGCUCAUAAUUGCCACUGGAAAAGGGGAACCUGCUGUUGUAAUGUCUGAAUAUGGUUUCAAAAAAGUCCUUUCUUUAGAUGAGUAUGCUUCCUACUUUGAGAACAUUGAUCCUGUUUCACAAUAUAAGAUGUGGACAACUAAACAAGAAUCGGGUAAUGGGAGUGACCGUAAGAAAUUGGUUCCAAAAUAUAAUGCUACCUCUGACAGAGUCAAGGCAGCUUUUGUUGUCAGUGAUCCUGUAGAUUGGGGCAGGGACAUUCAGGUUCUCUGUGACAUUUUAAGAUCGGGAGGCCUUCCUGGACACAAGAACACACAGCAACCACCUUUGUAUUUUGCUGCAGAUGAUCUUGAAUAUCAGGCUGCUUUUCCUUUUGAGCGUCUUGGAAUGGGUGCUUUCAGAAUUGCUCUAGAAAGUGUCUUCAAUAGAAUUCACUGUAAUGCUCUGGAAUAUGUUUCUUUUGGGAAACCAAAUCCAUUUGUAUUCAAGAAUGCUGAAGCCAUAUUAAGACAACUUCAGUCAUCCUGUAAUGAUAAUGCCAUAGAUAAUGGAGACGUUGAAUCAAAUCCUUUCAAAACUAUUUAUAUGAUUGGUGAUAACCCUUUAGUUGAUAUCAAGGGUGCACGACAGGCAGGACAUCCUUGGUUUUCUAUUUUGACUAGGACUGGUGUUUUCAGGGGAAAAGAUAAUCAUGCAGAAUUUCCAGCCGAUCUGGUCGUUGAUACAGUUGAAGAGGCAGUGGACUAUAUUCUGAAAGAGGAGAGUACUUCUUAGGUCCCAGGCAAAGUGGAACCCUUUUUGUAUUGCUCUCUGUUUCUCGUCUCUCGCACCAUUGUAUGGCAGAAAGAAAGUUUAAUACAUCCAGAAAGCUUGGCAAGUUUUUUAAAUCAAGUUCUUGGAACUCAAUGAAGUCAAUUUUGUCCCUUUAAAAAAAAAAUCUCAUGUUAUUCAGCAA
Quercus robur (English oak) is the source of this 1411-nucleotide messenger RNA. RefSeq lists its product as uncharacterized. The transcript is spliced from 12 exons. The record is from RefSeq and is a predicted model, not a curated record. Bases 82 to 1230 code for a protein of 382 amino acids. Gene Ontology annotation, cellular component: mitochondrion. Gene Ontology annotation, biological process: glycerophospholipid biosynthetic process. NCBI's taxonomy places the organism in Eukaryota, Viridiplantae, Streptophyta, Magnoliopsida, Fagales, Fagaceae.